AUGGCUCCUCCGACUCUGGAUACCUUGCCGCCUGAGAUUUUCCUGUCUAUUCGCGACCAGCUUCCUCAUGAAGACAUCAAGUCCUUGAGUGUGGUCAACAAAAAAAUCCACACCCAGCUGGUAUCCCACCUUUUUCGAUACGUUAGAGUCAACUGCCCCCUAUCCCGAGACGACGGCAGUGGUCUCUCAUCGGUAAUCGACAAGUACGGCACGAACGUUCUCGGUGUAUGCUUAUACGUUGUGUUUCACCCGAACCCUCCAAACUCAGAUCUCGAGGGCAGCAAGGUUGAUUCCAAUGGUGAGAAAGAGAAAUGGUACUGGGGUAAUUACCCGGCUUCAGUUUGGGCUCGAGAUGCUUCCGACAUCUCUAUCAUGCACGACCUGAUACAGUUUAAGCGAAUGCCGAAAUGCACCUCGCUAGGCAUCCGCACAGAUGGAGAAGAAGAAUUUGAGAUCGACGGGGGCUGGGAUGAGAAUGAUCUCAGUGAUAUAAGUAUCUACUUCUGUACCGAAGUAGAAAGCUGGGAAAGGGUCAAGGAAAAAGAGAAGAUGUAUGCUUGGAGAAAGGCAUGGAAUGAGCUCUGGCGCGAUGUGGCGACAUACUCAAAGGCAGAGCGUCUUGAUUUGUUUCAUUUUCUACCGAUUAAGGCCUCAUGCUGGUUGGAGCCAGAAUGGGCAGCCUUUGUGGGAAGGUUGAAGGAACUAAACGUCCGAGCCUACGGUCAGGAUAACGGAGCUGGGUGGGCGGCCAACACACUGGAAGGUUACAACGACUUCUUCAACGAUAUGCCCGAAUUUCUUUUCCAACAUGCUACCAAUCUUGAGCACCUUUACAUAGCUGGCCACGGGGACGGACAUCUCGGCGAUAGCGCUCUGCGCUUUGAGCCCGACACUAUGACGCAGCUCAAAUCGCUCCUCUUAGAGACUAUGAGUAUCACAGAAAGUCUUUCAGUCUUUCUGAACGGAAGCACACCAAACCUCGAAAGCUUGCGUCUUGAGAACGUUGGUGCUUGGGGUCACGUGGGCGAUACACCUACCUGGGCAGACUUUUGGAAAGCUGUUCGCGAAGGGAAUCCGUCCUUGAAGGAGGUAACUUUCCACUAUCCUAAAAGCGUCCCGUUGACUGUGGAGGAGGUAAUGAAUGGGAAAGACUCAGUUUCGAAGACGGAUACCGAAGAGGAGGCUCAGGUACGGAAGAAGGCACAAGACGAUGACAGCCUUAUCAUUUGGCCUUACAUCAUAUCAGACGAUAAGUACGGCAACGUUUUUGAAAUGGAAGAAGAAAAUCGGGAGGCCUUGGAGAAGGGUGAUGAUAAUAGAGAGUACAGGUUAUUGAUGGAGGAGAUCAAAAAGCGACAGUAG
Molecule: messenger RNA, 1362 nt
Organism: Fusarium coffeatum
Lineage: Eukaryota; Fungi; Ascomycota; Sordariomycetes; Hypocreales; Nectriaceae
Exons: 3
Coding region: 1-1362 (453 amino acids)
Molecular function (GO): protein binding
Source: RefSeq, a predicted model, not a curated record